AUGGUAUCAGCAAAAAUAACAGUUACAUAUAGUGAUAAUUUUAAUCUUUGGUUAUCUAUUUAUCCUAAAUUACAAAACCAUUUACCUUUAAAGAAUAUAUAUUGGAAAUGUAGUAAUGGAAUAGUUAAAUAUAUUGAUAAUCUUGAAAUUAAUAUAAAGCCAUAUCAUCAAAUAAAUUCAGAGGGAAAGCCUCAUCAGUUACCUGGUCUUUUGGAUAGUCCUUAUUUAAAUAUAUUUUUGGUAAAAUGUGAAGACAUUGAUGUAUAUCGUAGUCACAUCCGUUCAAUGAUUCGUUCUUGGUAUAACACAGUGACAUCAAAAAAGAAUCAAGAAUGGCUUAUAAUAUAUGUCAUUUUGCAAUUGGAUCCAUUAGUUGUAAAUAAAAAUACUAACUCAUCAAAAUUUUUAAGUAUAAAAGCAUCAGUAUAUGAUAAAAUUAAAGCAGAUUUUAAUACAUCAAAAAGAGAUAGAUGUGUUCAGCUUCUAUUAGGAGAAGUAGAUGAAACAGAAUCAUGGCAAGAUUUGAUAGUAAAGAUGAAAGAAGGAAUUCUUUCGAGUUUUAAUGCCAGAAUAAUUCAAUAUAAAGAAGAUAUAAAAAAAAUGGAUUCCCAAAAAACUUUUCCAGGAUGGAAUUAUUGUACUUUUUUUAUCUUAAAAGAAGGACUAGCUCAAUCUUAUGAACAAAUGACAUUGAUUGAAGAUUCGUUAGCUCAAUAUGAUGAAUUAGAAUCUUUAUUUUAUCAAACAAUAAGAGACAAUCAAUUAGCUUGUUUUGAAAACAUUGGAGGAGCACAUUCAAAUGAUGACUCAGAGUCUAUAUUGGAUACUUCUAAAAAACCAUAUCGUAUGUUUAUAUUACAAAAUACUAUAUCUCUUUUCGACUUUAGAAUUUAUUUAUUUGCUCGCCAAUGUCAAUUGCUUCGGCAAUUAGGGGAGUAUACUGAUAUUCUUCAAAGAGGAAGAAAUUUUAUAACUACAAUGGAAGUAAUAUUACGAAAAAAUGAAGAAACAUUAGUUCCUUGGUUUAUUGAAAGUUGGAUCUGGAGUAGUGUUCACAAUCUUGUGAAUAUUACAGAAGAAAUAUCCAGAGAUAAAAGACUUUCCGCACUUAGGGGCGAGCUUUUAUUUUUAGCUAGGUUACAGCUUGAUAAAAUUGGUGCAGCAUUUGGACAUAUACCAAACAAUCUAUUAUUUCCUGACAAAUUCGUUAUGGUUUCUGAAAAUGAUACAAGAAUACAUUUAGAAGAAAGCGAACAUAUCACAAAUAUGCAACUUAUUCGAAUGAUAGAUUCAAAAGAAGAAUUUUUAAAAGAAUAUCAGACUUUGAAUAAUUAUAUAUUAAUGGAAUUUCAACAAGGAGAUAAACCAAAUUCAUUAAAAAGAAUUUUGGGUGAUAUAGCAGCAUUUCAACAUUAUUUAAAACAAUAUAAAAAAGCAGCUGAUAUUUUGAAAAAUAUACCAGAGUUUUAUUCGAAAAAUGGCUGGGAAAAAAUUGAAUGUUCUAUGAUGCAGACCUAUGCUUCUUGCACAUUUGAGAUUGGAGAUAUCGAAAAAUAUAUGAAAUCGUGUUUGUCAUUAUUAACAUUUGAAAAAUAUUUAUCACAAGAUAGAACAUUAUUUUAUAUUAAAGAAAUAGAAAAAUAUUCAAAGGUUCUUGGAAAUGAUAUUUUAUAUCCUUUAGAAAAUUAUUUCUCUGUUCAAUUAGAUGAAUUUAUUAAUCAAUUCGAAAAUAAAGACAGCUAUUUUUUUGAAUUAAUAUUGAUAAACAAAAUUUCUCAAGAUAUUUCUAUACAAAGUGCAGGUGUAAAAAUGCAUAAAGAAAGUGAUAGUCAAGAAUUAUAUUUUAUUAAGGAAAAUAUUGUUAUAAAACAUGGUAAAAAUGUGAUUAAUUUAAUAUCAAAUAUAACUAGCCUUGGGAAUUAUAUAAUAGAAACCAUUGAAAUAAAAAUUGGAAAAAUUUGUCUUGUAAAAAAUUUCCUAUAUUCAGGAAAAAAAUUCCGUGUAGCUUUAUUUCCACGAAUAGGCUCUCUUGAUGUUAAAGUUAUGCUGCCGUCCGAUAUAUUACUUAACAAACAAAGAAUAUCUAUAGAAAUAGAUCCUGGAAAAAACAAUGUUAUAUCAGGCUAUUUAGAUAUUAAAUUUAGUAUUCCAAAUCUUAAAAUUCAUACUUCUGAAAUAAAAGCAUAUCUUUUUAAUAAAAAUAAUCAUAUUUUAGAAGACACUAAACAGUCGGAAGAAGCAGUUCCAUAUGAAUUAGAAAAAAUUACUGAAAACAAUAUACUUCCAUUUGGGAAUAUUAGCUCGAAUCAAAUAUUAUCUCUUACAAUUCCAUAUUUUUCCGAUAAUGAAAUUUUGGAAAUUAAGGCAAAAAUAUCAGUAACAUAUUUUGUAUCAACUAAUGAAUCAUAUAUUUAUAUAUCCAAUUUUACCAUACUGACUACUUUGCCAUUGACUGUUGAUGUACAAAAUUAUUUCAAAAAGCAAUGUAUUUUUUCUCAAUUUCUUAUUUCUUUUAAUAUUUCAUCUUUGCGAAUUAUUAGUACAAAACUAGAGGAAUUAGAUGAUUUCUUUGUUUCUCCAAGUGAAAUUUCAAAUAAAACAUUAAUUCUUCCUUCUCAGUCAGCAUCUUUUAUAUUUAAGAUUGUUAAAAAAAAUAAUUUUUAUUCUGAUCAACCUUUAACUUUUAAUAUAACCUAUCAUACAUUAGAAGAGGAAAUAUUUUAUAUUGCCUCAAAUAUGUUUUUUCACGAAUUAGAAAUUAAUAAUCUAUGCAAAUAUUAUUCAUAUAUAAUCCAUAUUUUUAAGAAAUUUCAACAAUCUAAAAUUAAUCAUGAUGAGUAUGGCUUAAAACAAAUUGUUUUUACAGAAGAUCAUAUUAGUUAUUGGGAAGAUGAAUUAAUUCUUAUUAAUUCUAAUGAUAGGGACAAAAUAAUAAAGAUAGUGCAGAAAAUUAUGCAUAGAUUCGAAAAUUUUUCUGUUGAUAUGGAAUUAUUGAAUUGUCCUGGGAAAAAGGCUAAAAUUCAUAUUAAAAUACCUACUAUUCAUGUGUUACAUUCAGUAGAUUUUAUAAUUAAGUCGGAUAAAAAUAUAAAUAAUAAUAUUUAUUCAAUUCUGAAAAUGACAGUUGGUGAGCCUUUAUAUGCAGAACUUAGAAUACAACAAACAUUGGGAUAUAAAAUAGACAAAGAUUUGCUUGAAAAAUCAGAAUUUUUUUACGAAAUACAUAUCGACAAUAACACGUGGUUAUUAUCUGGAUACAAAAAGGCUGGUUUCUUUGUCAAGGAUGAUUGCUUACAAGUAUUUUCUAUUGUAUUAAUACCUUUAAAAUCUGGAUAUAUCAUGUUACCAACUAUUGACAUCACAACAGCAGCAACCUCUAUUAAUUUCGAGGUUGAUUAUAAUUAUGAUAUGAAACAUAUUCUUGUUUUACCUGCAGAAUCAUCUGUAACUUUUCAUCUUGGGUCACUUCAGCAUUCCGAAUCCUUAAAUACUAAAAAUCCUAUAAAGUAUACCUAACAAUAUGGUUAAAAGAUAUAAAUAACAAAUAAAGAUAAGA
Pneumocystis murina B123 is the source of this 3556-nucleotide messenger RNA. RefSeq lists its product as hypothetical. Bases 1 to 3516 code for a protein of 1171 amino acids. Lineage: Eukaryota; Fungi; Ascomycota; Pneumocystomycetes; Pneumocystales; Pneumocystaceae. The record is from RefSeq and is a predicted model, not a curated record. Gene Ontology annotation, biological process: intra-Golgi vesicle-mediated transport; early endosome to Golgi transport. The transcript is spliced from 17 exons. Gene Ontology annotation, cellular component: TRAPPII protein complex.